AUGGUAAAACCACAAAAAAAUACACAAACAACCCCUUCCAAAAGUGAAAAAGUGGUUGAACAGCAAAUGGAAGAACAAGAAAAAAAUGGUGAAACUGAAGGAAAGGUUGAAAUCGAUGGCAAUACACUUAAAAAAAAUAAACAAUUUAAUCAAUUUGCUUCAACUGAUAGACAAAAAGAUGUAAAGAAAAAAGUUAAAUUAACUCCAGGCCAAAAAAAGAAAAAAUUAAAGGGUAUUGAAAAUGCCAUUAAUAGAAUUGAAAAGGACCAAGUAUUUAUAGAAAAGAAAUCAAAGAAAUUGGCCACCAAAAAGAAAUGGAAUAAUUUAUAUUAA
Messenger RNA from Dictyostelium discoideum AX4, 333 nucleotides. RefSeq lists its product as hypothetical. Lineage: Eukaryota; Evosea; Eumycetozoa; Dictyosteliales; Dictyosteliaceae. Bases 1 to 333 code for a protein of 110 amino acids. The transcript is spliced from 3 exons. The record is from RefSeq and is a predicted model, not a curated record.